Messenger RNA from Suillus discolor, 669 nucleotides. RefSeq lists its product as uncharacterized. Lineage: Eukaryota; Fungi; Basidiomycota; Agaricomycetes; Boletales; Suillaceae. Bases 1 to 669 code for a protein of 222 amino acids. The transcript is spliced from 2 exons. The record is from RefSeq and is a predicted model, not a curated record.
AUGGAUAGCGACAAAACACCCGCAAUGUUCAGCCCCAUAUUCCCAUCCCCAAAGACCCUAGACGAAGGUUUCCAAGCAUUUGUAACCCAGAGGCCUCCAUGCACCUCCCUGGCGAGCCAAAUGCCCACCCCACAAAGGCACACCCCUGAAAUAGCCAGGAUAACAACAGUCGAUGCCCACCAAAUCAACAUCGAUGGCAACCAUGUAUCCGCGGGCAUAGCCUGGUUCGAUAACAAUGACCCAUGUAAUGUAUCUGUCAAACUAUCAGAGGAAUUAGCUGGCCCCAGAGCUGGGGAAAUUGGUGCACUCCUCAUGGCUAUCUCCACUCUCCAAACCGACACUCCCAUACAUAUAACCACCAAGACGUUGAAACUACGAAAGGACUUAACCGUCAAUCUACCAAGACUUGAGGACACAAACUGGAUCACUCACCCAAACAGCAACAUAAUGAAAGCAUUGAUAGCAAAACUGAGGGUGAGAUCAACUUUAAUAACUCUCUUGGACUGGGACAAAAACACACCGAAAUACGUCACCGAUAAACUUCAGCUCCAAACAAAAGAAUGCCUACUAAAAGAUAACCACGACAACAUACCAACCGAAAUAGACGCACCACUGGAGCUCACCGACGAGCAAGACAACCAGCCAAGCAACGCAGAUGUACCAACAUGA